This is a messenger RNA of Suillus subalutaceus, 618 nucleotides long. RefSeq lists its product as uncharacterized. The transcript is spliced from 5 exons. The record is from RefSeq and is a predicted model, not a curated record. The coding region runs from base 1 to 618 and encodes 205 amino acids. NCBI's taxonomy places the organism in Eukaryota, Fungi, Basidiomycota, Agaricomycetes, Boletales, Suillaceae.
AUGGCUAUGCAUGCUAACACCAAGCAGAGUGUGAGAAAAUUGCAUCUAUUUAGAGACAAGCUUUUGAGCUCUCAUUCACCACAACAGAUCUCAUUUAGGUCCACCACCAGACCAUCUGGAAGAUUCAAGGCUGCUGCACUGGUCAUGACCAAGAAAAGUGUGAAGCAGGUCUAUGCCACCAAACAGAGGAAGGACAAGAUCAAAGAAUCAAAGAUUAAGGAAGUGACUCAGUCAGCUGUUCAAACAACCAUAGAGAAGAUCAAUGACAGGUUACUGAAAGCAUCCCUAGGCUACACAAUGACAGAUGUCAUGUCAGAGAACAACUUUGGAAAGGGCCCAAAGAUGAUUGCUCAGACCAUCAAUAUCAGAGGCAUCAAUGAUUCCUUCCUCAAGGAAUUUGGCUUGCAGGUCCAAUGCCAGGGCCUUCAUAACAAGGACAUGCACAAUGCCAUCACCAUAGGCAUCAACAAGAAGUAUUAUCUUUGUGCCAAGAUGGAGCUGGGGCAACCUCAGACUGAGGAAAUGAAUGCAUCUUUGAAGAAAGCAGAGGAAGUGGCUUUGAAGGAGGUGCAAAUACAUGGCAAGUUGCUGGUGCAUUUCAUCAAUCAAGGCAAGUGA